Messenger RNA from Glycine soja, 1975 nucleotides. RefSeq lists its product as uncharacterized. The transcript has 6 exons. The coding region runs from base 247 to 1659 and encodes 470 amino acids. The record is from RefSeq and is a predicted model, not a curated record. Lineage: Eukaryota; Viridiplantae; Streptophyta; Magnoliopsida; Fabales; Fabaceae.
AAGAAAUUGCUCUAUUUUUUACAAUUGAAAGGUUCGCACGCGCAGCACCUCGGAAGCAUCGAACAAUGUUUUUUGUUUCCACCAAUUGCCAACCCAACCAAAAUAAAAAGUUGUCUUUCUCAUUGGUCUUCUCUUCUCCGCGUUGUUGUUGUUUUUUUAAGGGUUUUUGUGAUCUGAUUCAGCUUUUUGAACUUCACUGGGAAAUUUGAUUGUUCGGUCAGUAAAACGGUGCCGUUGAGGUUGGAGAUGGAGGAACCGCUACAAGAAGAGCAUGCUCCUCCCAACAAGCGCUUCAAAUCUUCAUCCGCUUCACAAGAUGAGCAAUGGAAUGCUUCAAACGGUGCAUCAUCUUCCAGUUCUCCCUCCCAGUACAAUAUACUUGAUGAGCCUAGCCCUCUGGGCUUACGUCUGAGGAAGAGCCCUUCGCUUUUAGAUUUGAUACAAAUGAAGCUUUCUCAAGGGAAUGUGAUUAUUGCAAAUACACAAGAUGAAAAUUUUAUAAGCUCUGGAUUGAAAAAGGAGAGUCGGGGUGCUGCUGCAUCAGGUUCUGUGGAGAAGCUUAAGGCUUCAAAUUUCCCAGCUUCACUUUUAAGAAUUGGUUCAUGGGAGUAUAAAUCAAAACAUGAGGGUGACUUAGUGGCAAAAUGUUACUUCGCUAAACAGAAGCUUGUUUGGGAAGUUAUUGAAGGUGAACUAAAGAGCAAAAUGGAAAUCCAAUGGCCAGAUAUCAUGGCACUUAAGGCAAAUUGUCCUGAUACUGGACCUAGCUCGUUGACUGUAGUGCUCGCUAGACAACCUCUUUUCUUCAAGGAGACUAAUCCUCAGCCUAGAAAGCAUACACUAUGGCAAGCAACAUCAGAUUUUACUGAUGGAGCGGCUUGCAAACACAGGCAGCAUUUCUUGGAAUUUCCACAAGGGUUGUUGGCCAAGCAUUUUGAAAAGCUUAUCCAAUGUGACGCACGUCUUAAUUUCUUAAGCCAACAACCUGAGAUAAUCUUGGAUUCACCUCAUUUUGAUACACAGCCUGCUGCUUUUGAGAACCUUGACAAUCCAGAAGAUCGUGAUUUGCAUCUAGUCAACGGUAGUAGAAGUUCUGAAACUGAUUUCAAGGGACCAAGAAACUUGGAUCAGAUAAAAUUGCCUGGACUCCAGCCCUCUAUGUCAGUGAGUGAUUUUAUUGGCCACAUUGAACAUUGCCUUUCCGAACAAAUAACUUCCGGAAAUCCAUCCUUUUGUGGUGGAAGAUCAGAGUUACAGGAAAUGCUGGAGGAAAUUGCACAGCAUCUUCUUAAUGACAAUCAGGUUAUAACAACUUCUGAUGAAAUAUCACUCAUGACAAGGGUCAAUUCUCUCUGCUGUCUUCUACAGAAGGACCCUGCAGGAUUGCAGAGUUCACAUGACAAGGAAAGUGCUGUUGCUGAAGGACCUGAUGAUGAAAAACGUAUUCAACUUAGCCAUGAUCUUGAAUCAAUGCAGAACAACAAAAUUAAAAUGGAUGUCAAGCCUGCUGAAGAGGACUUCAGAGAUGCUUCUGGGAGCAAGCAAACACUAGGCAUGUCCAGGAAAGACUCUUUUGCAGAGUUGCUUCAUCAACUUCCUCGAAUUGCAUCACUUUCGAAGUUCUUGUUUGACAUAUCAGAAGAAGAUAGCGACAGCUAAGCCCGAUAGUUAUUUUGAAAUCCAAAAUGAGCAAGAUCAAGGUGCGUAUAGGACAUGUUGUUGUCUUAGUGGGCAUGUGAUGUUUAAUUUUUACGAUAGGAACCACAAGGAUUUGGAAACAUUUUAAUGAAGAAUCCUGGUGGAGCCCGUGUAAAAAACUGUUACAUGUGCUCUUGCACAAUUUCCUUAAUCUUUCCUUUUGGGUCUUAUACACACUUGUCUGCAUGUAAGUAAAUAAUGUGUUACCAAAGAAUAUAGACGCUUAUGAAUUUAGACGCUUUUGUGGCUUUGUGAAGGAUGCCACUUUUUUCUUGGA